GUGUGGUUAACGAGCAGCCCGGUGAAUACACACAAACAAGAGGAAUCACACAGAGCGCUGGGAAACUUUAGGAGCAGAUGUAGAGACUUGAACCAAGAACCAAGUACAGAAGGGUUGUGCGCUGGAGAGCUCAAGUUAACCUUGCAGAGCAUUUUAUUCAUUCAAGUCAAUACAUAUAUAUAUAAAUGAUAUAUAUUUAUUAGCGAGAAAGAGAGUGACUUCUUGAUAAGUCACACAGAAAGCUUGUUUUAGUCUCUUUUAGUGUUUUUUUUCUUCUUCCUGGAAUGACCAGUAAAAGCUGAAAGCUAAAAAAAAAAAGUGCCACUUUGUUGUUAGUGUCCAAGAUUCUGCAGCAUGUUGCGCUUUUUGUGCCUCUGGGUUUUCAUGAUCUGGUCGCUCGAGCCGAGCGCGAGUCAAGUGCAAGAGGACGUGGACGUGCUCGUGCUCCUGCCUCGCAACAACUCGUACAUGUUCUCGAUCGACAGGGUCGCGCCGGCGAUCGAGUACGCGCGGCGGCACCUGGCGCGCGGGCCCCUGGCCGGGCUCAAUUUCAGCGUGCGCUACGUGAGCUCCGCGUGCGGCGAGGACGCGCUGUACGCGCUCGUGGACCGCGCGGCGCACGAGCGCCCCGACCUGAUCCUCGGCCCCGUGUGCGAGUACGCCGCCGCCGCCGUCGUGCGCGUCGCGUCGCACUGGCGGAUCCCCGUCGUCUCGGCAGGUGCCCUGGCGUACGCCUUCGGCGACAAGGGCUCCGAGUACGCGCUGCUCACGCGCAUCGCGCCGAGCUACCUCAAGAUGGCCGAGACGUUCGCCACGAUGUCGCAGCGCUUCGGCUGGAAGAGCGUCCACCUGAUCUACGCCGACGACAAGGAGGAACGCAACUGCUACUUCACCGUCGAGGGGGUCCACGUGCUCCUGGAGGGCCAUCACGACAUCACCGUCUCCAUGAUGGACUCCAAAGACCCGCUCGCGUACGUGGACGACAUCGUCAAGUCCAUAUACGAGCAUGAAGUGAUAAUCAUGUGCACGCAUACAGAUGUGGUCCGGGAGAUCAUGCUGAUGGCCCACAGACAGAGACUGACCACCAGUAACAGGCUCUUCUUCAACAUUGAGCUAUUCAACUCCACCCUCUAUGGCGACGGAUCUUGGAGAAGAGGCGACAAAUAUGACAGCGAGGCUAGGGCUGCCUACGCAUCUCUGAACACACUGACACUACUGAGGUCAACCAAGCCCGAGUUUGUGAAUUUCUCCCAGGAAAUGAAAAAGUCUUUCCAGACGACGGGGAUCGAUGUUUGCGAAAGCUGCAAUAAUAUCAACAUGUUUAUGGAGGGUUUCCAUGACGCUUUAAUACUGUAUGCACUUGCCUUAAACGAGACGAUCCAUAGCGGUUACAGUAAGAAGAACGGAACAGAAAUCACACGCCGAAUGUGGAACAAAACGUUUGAAGGGAUUGCUGGCCAGGUGUCAAUAGAUGCCAAUGGUGACAGAAACGGAGAUUUCUCGGUUAUAAGCAUGACAAACCAUGAAGCUGGAACCUAUGAGACUCUAAUGAACUACUACGGCACUAAUGAAAGUUUCCAGCUCCUACCUGGCUUCAACAGUGAACGGUUUAUUCUGAAAGUUGAACCAGGGCCCGACCCAUCAUCAGGUGGACUCGGCUUAUCAGCAGUGACUGGAAUUAUAGUCGGCGGACUUCUCGGCAUGGCAUUACUUAUGGCAUUCUACUUUUUUAGAAAGAAUUACAGGAUAACCAUUGAAAGGAGGGCACGGCGGGAGCAGUGCGACGGAAAACAUCGUCAGUUACGAGAGGACUCCAUCAGAUCCAACUUCUCAGCAGCAUAGGUUCUGCCACGUAAUCAGACAAAUGGAAGUGCUGGGGAAGGUGUGUAUCUGAUAUGUCCAAAGACUCAAUAAAACACCACCCCUGGAUUCCUGAGAUAUUUCGACAUACUGUAGUGUUUUGUUUUGGUUUUUUUUGGUUUUUUUUUUUUCUUGUAAAUGUCUCUUGUUUUUGACUUUUGUAAACUCAGGAAAGUUGAAUUAAUUAAGGAGAGCUGCUCAUAAGGCUUCAUGGAAAAAAAAAAGGGUUGGUCUGUUUUUGCUUAGCUACAGACUCUGUGCCUUUUAAGCAAGCUUGCUUUGAUGAGGAAUCGGUCCCCUUUUUCAGCAAGUCAACUGAAAUCUUUGGUUGAUGUAGACUGGCAGUGAGGAAUUAGGGGUAUCUCAGUGGUUCAGAUGAAAGGGAAGGAAGUAAUGGUUGGUAAAAACGGACUGUUCUUUUAUUUAUGCCUCAUUAAAAAUAAAGGUGAGGGUUGAAAAUUUUCGCUUUUUCCUCCCUCACGGUUUGAGGAAGUGUUUGACCGGAACACUGAUCAACACGAUAAUUAUUUGAGUUGAGACGGGAAGAUCAUGUAUAGUAUGGUUAUAUAAUUUGUAAACCCAAAAGUAGCACAUUUUACACAUUGUAAAAUUUGCUGAUAAAAAAAAAAAUCUCAACAGUCAGGUCGUUCAAAUAAAAGGUAAAUAAAAGAUUUUGUCAUCACAAUCUUUUCUGGAAAAAAAAAAGCUAUGUUUGGAGAAAUUAUAUUGCACAUGUAAAUGAUUAAAAUAAAACAACUUCGUAUCUGUAUCUAAAUUCCUUAUGUCAGGAAAUGUUAAUUAGUACACUAUCAGAUUUAUAUAAAAUAUACCUUUUAUUUCAUCGUGUCAAAUACUAUGUGUUAAAGUAUGAGGUGCACACUCUUCAAAAUCUGUGCAAAUGCAUAUCCUAGGAUUUUAUUCAAGAUUAAUGUAAUGGCAACUGUGUACUGAUGUAAGUAAAUGGAUCAACAUAAGAUUGUGAUUGUGAUGUUAUUUAUUGAUUUUUGUAGAGGUUUUGAUUUCCUCAUUGUUGAUUUAAUAUUGUUUUUUUGGUUGUUUUUUUCCUUUUGUGGAGCUCAAAAAUUUUAAGAAUUUUGUAAAGAAAAAAAAAACCGUUUAUCUGCCUUUUCAGAGCACAUUUUGCUUGAUAACUGUGUACAUGGCUUUGUAAACAAACCUAGUCAGAACUGUAACUUAUUUAUAUUACCAGUACAUACUGACCAAUAAAGAAAAUUAUUUUAA
This is a messenger RNA of Clarias gariepinus (North African catfish), 3102 nucleotides long. It is a transcript of the gene npr3, whose product is annotated as natriuretic peptide receptor 3. Gene Ontology annotation, biological process: regulation of blood pressure; vasodilation. The transcript has 8 exons. Lineage: Eukaryota; Metazoa; Chordata; Actinopteri; Siluriformes; Clariidae. The record is from RefSeq and is a predicted model, not a curated record. Gene Ontology annotation, cellular component: membrane. The coding region runs from base 355 to 1842 and encodes 495 amino acids. Gene Ontology annotation, molecular function: peptide hormone binding; natriuretic peptide receptor activity.